AUGGAAAGAUUUAAUAGAGCAUGCCUUGACAUACAAAAUCUUCCAACAGAAGCGGCCAUCAUGGGGCUCAUCAACGGCCUACGAGAAGAACCUUUUAGUCACUCCAUAUCCAAAAAAUACCCAAUAUCUCUGAACGAGAUACAGGAACGGGCAAAAAAGUACAUCAAUAUGGAGGAGAACUCCCGAUUAGGAGAAACCUUAAAGAUUGGAUUCUCCUACCAACCUUGGGAUAAGGAUAAAGAGUCCAGGAAAAAAGAAGACCAAUUUGCUGAGAAGCCCAGGAAAUAUUACAACUACACCCCUCUUCAGGUGUCCCUUGUAGAUGUCUACCGAGAAAUAUGCAACACGGAAAAGAUUCCACCCCCUCGUUCGAUUAAACAUAAGAGAGGAGGAAGUCGGACAGAGUAUUGCAAAUACCAUCGAAUUUAUGGGCACCCUACCAACGAGUGCUACGACUUGAAGAAUGUCAUAGAAAAGCUGGCCCAAGAAGGGAGAUUAGAUUGGUUCCUAGCCAAUAGAGUGGAUGAGCCAAAAAAGAAAAGAAGGAACGAAGAGAAUGGAAGAGCUGAACGUCCCCCUAACACCCCUGAAAGACAUAUCCACAUGAUCAAUAGAGGAUUUUCAGGAGGAGGAAUUUCUAAAUCAUCAAGCAAAAGACACCUUAAAGAGGUGUACCAUGUUAGGGAAGGGGACAGGUCACCCGAGCUCCCCACUAUCACCUUCACUCAAGAAGACGCCAUGGGCAUCAUUCUUGGGCAUGAUGACCCCGUAGUCGUUACCAUCAUAUUAGCCAAUGCCAAUCUCCACCGAACAUUGGUUGACCAAGGAAGCUCUACGGAUAUACUGUUCAAAUCCGCCUUCGACAAGCUUGGCUUACAAGAGAAAGAGCUCAAAGCAUAUCCUAAUAGCCUAUUUGGACUCGGAGACGCCCCAAUCCAGCCACUUGGAUACAUUCUGCUACACACGACCUUCAGAAAGGGGACACGAUCUAGACGCUAA
Messenger RNA from Arachis stenosperma, 999 nucleotides. RefSeq lists its product as uncharacterized. Lineage: Eukaryota; Viridiplantae; Streptophyta; Magnoliopsida; Fabales; Fabaceae. The transcript has a single exon. Bases 1 to 999 code for a protein of 332 amino acids. The record is from RefSeq and is a predicted model, not a curated record.